UUUUUUGUCCAUUCUUAGGUUGUUUCCUUAAUGGCUUUCUUGUUUGUUGUGUUGCUCAUAAAUGCUGUGCAUCUUUCUCCGUAGCAGCUUGGGUGGGUGUGUGUUGUACGAUGUACAGGAUUUGUUUCUGGAGAUGUUGAUUUACGGAUCUGUCAAUUGUUGUGAUUAGAUGUUUGUUUUCUUUUGGUGAGAUCUUUUGGGAAGAGAAUUUAUGGUUUUGAGUCUUACCACUUCUCUAUCUUCUGAAUAGAUAUUUUGAAGUGCUUAAAUUUUUUCUCUUUUUACAGAAAUAAAAGGUUAUUUUAUGCAUUAUCCUCUUCCUUGAAUUGGGAUGUUUGUUUUGUUACUCUUUGGAUAAAGUGCUGCAUCUUCUAGGCAAAAGCUGAGAUUUCUCACCAAAACUCUGAAAUUUUGAAUACACUUCUGAUUUAUCUGUGCUUUGGUUUUAUGGAGCUGUGAAUUGCCACUCAGUAGUUGUGAAUUGUGAUUCUACUGUUUCUGUCUCAGAAGAUUUCCCCGAACCCGGGAUCUCUUUUGUGCUGCACAGAGAUUUCUGCAGAUCCUCUUAAACAAUAGGUCACUGGAAGGAAGGAGAUAAUGCAGUGUAGAAGCCAAACCGGGGGAUAUUACUACCCAAGAUAUCUUAAUGUGGGUCUUAGUGGUCAUUCAUGGCCAAUAACACAGGGUGAUGUCACGUGGAGCAGUGGACAAAAUUUUAAUGUUUUGUUGCCCCCGUCUACUAUGGACCAUAAUGUAGGUUACCAGAAAGAAAUUUUUAGGCAGAUGAUGCUCAAGCAUGAAGCGACAUUCAAAUAUCAAGUCUAUGAGCUGCAUCGCCUAUAUGGAAGACAAAAGGAAUUGAUGGAGGAAAUUAGGAAGAGAGAAAUAUUGAAUCGCAAUUUAAAACCACAUCUUGUUUCCGAAUUGAGGUCUGAUUUCUCCUUCUGUCCUUCUAGUAAUCUCUCAGGCGUUGAACCGUCUUCUCUAAGUGCUCAGAUGCCUCGAGAGCCUCCGUACUUUCUAAAACCGGCUCCCGACCAAUAUCCAACAAAGGGUGUCUUAAAAGAAUGUGAACUAUCAUCGUCUCGAAUCAACAAGUCUGGGAAGAGAAUGUUGGAUCUUGAACUUCCAGCUUGUGAGUACGAGGAUAGUGAUGAGGACAACAUUGUUCACGUGCCUAAAAUGCCUGUCUCACAUCACAUUGAUCCAAAACUCGAUUCUUUCUCCCCAGGAGGUUCCUCCAUUUCCCACUCGAGUUUCAGAAAUGCCAAUGUCUUGUUUGACUUGAAUGCACCUGCAGAGCCUGAUGAAUUAGGUCAGGAUCUAUGUGGACAGAAAUGCGUAGUUCUGAAUAAUGAAGCCACGCCUGAUAUUCCCGAGGGAGAAGGUGCUGAUCAUUGUGACCGCACUUCUGGGCACAGUCCUACUGCAAACAUUAAGGUUUCAGAUAGCAAAAAUCUGCCAAAAGUUGUGGAUUUGAAUAUGUUUCCAGCUGACUAUUCAUCUGAUGAUGACUUUUCUGGCAAUACCUACAAGAAAUCACGUUCGGCUCCACUUGAACGUGAAGACAGGGAGAUGGAUUGUAGUGGAAAGUCUGGGAUCGUCAACAGUAGUUUCUCUCCUAACCCUACAGUUGAGUCACAGGAAUACGAUGGAGGUAACCGUUUCAUUGAUACUGGAGUUGAUAGCAACUCGAAUUCUGGUCUAGAAAAAGAGUUUGUACUAUCACCACAUGAGCAAAGUGAUACGACUGAAGCUGCAACGCAGAGAGAUUUGGAAGCACCCGUUAGCCCUGAGAACAAAGAGUGCGCUCCACCGAGAGGGGAUUCUCAGGAUAACCAACUCGAAAGAUGUAUUAGCUCAUUGAAACUAGAAGGCGAGAUCCAAGAAGAGGAAGAAGACAGGGUUGCAGCAGACACAUUGUUUGUUCUUGCGUCAUCUGGAAUUCAGAGGUAUUCAAAAACCAAAUUCAUUGACCAAAAUGAAGCCUUUAAUGACUGCCUAGAUUGGUUUGCUGGAAUCGCAUCCUCUUUGGUGAAUAAUCAACAAACCCAUGAUGCUAAAGAGAUGGAAAUAGUCGACGCCUCAUUACCUAGUCGGCUAAAGAGGGGACAGAAAAAGAUGAAAUUGCAACCGAACAACUUUCAGAAAGAAGUAAACAAGGAUCUUCACACUGCUUUGGAACACGGUUCUGCAAGGAGAAGCGUUAGUAGAUGCAGUCGCGGGAGAGGGAGGAGACAAUCCAAAGCGUCGGAGAUGACAGCGUGCUCAGUCUCGAAGCAGCAUAGUGACGGUAAGAAACAUAGCUCUGCUGACAGAUGCUUGCCAGUUUGGGGGAAGACUAAAAGGCGCCAAAUGGCUCGUGUUGCUCGAUCCAUUAGCCAUUCUCCUCUUUAGCUCAUUUCAUUGCUACUUUAACUAGAUCUACAGUACAGUAAAAAAAAAAACAGUAAUUUGAUGUUUUGUGGGGAAGAGUGGUAGAAUCUUGCCCAGUUUUGAGAAUGAAGGCUUCAUGGUUUAAGGAUGUGUGUAAACAUUCAAGUUAAAUGUUGCCAACAUUCUUAUUCUUGUUUGUAAAUACAGUUUGUAACCAAACAACAUUCAGCUUAAUUAGUUUCUUAAUUACAGCUGCUACAGGGCAUGUACUGUGAAGUGAAUAUUCCAAACUUUAUGUCAAAGUUUUUUU
Messenger RNA from Ipomoea triloba (trilobed morning glory), 2686 nucleotides. RefSeq lists its product as uncharacterized. Bases 598 to 2397 code for a protein of 599 amino acids. The transcript has 3 exons. The record is from RefSeq and is a predicted model, not a curated record. NCBI's taxonomy places the organism in Eukaryota, Viridiplantae, Streptophyta, Magnoliopsida, Solanales, Convolvulaceae.